This is a messenger RNA of Neoarthrinium moseri, 1194 nucleotides long. RefSeq lists its product as uncharacterized. The coding region runs from base 1 to 1194 and encodes 397 amino acids. The record is from RefSeq and is a predicted model, not a curated record. The transcript has a single exon. Lineage: Eukaryota; Fungi; Ascomycota; Sordariomycetes; Amphisphaeriales; Apiosporaceae. Gene Ontology annotation, molecular function: S-methyl-5-thioribose-1-phosphate isomerase activity.
AUGUCCUCCCUCCAGGCCAUCCGCUACCGGCGCGGCGAGCUGCUGGUGCUCGACCAGCUGCGCCUCCCACACGAACACCACUACGACCCCGUCUCGACCUCCGAGGAGGCCUUCGACUGCAUCCGCUCCAUGCGCGUGCGUGGCGCCCCGGCCAUCGCCAUCGUCGCCGCCCUCGCCCACGCCGUCGAGCUGCACAGCGGCGCCCACCUGUCCUCGGCCGCGACGACUCCCGACGGAACCGUUGCCUACAUCGACUCGCGCCUCGAUUACCUCUACGAGUCGAGGCCCACCGCCGUCGACCUGGGCAACGCCAUCACGAACCUCAAGAAGGUGGUGCGCGACGUUGAUGUGCAGGGACAAGAGGCGGGCGCCGCGAGCUCCAAGAUCGUCGAGGCCUACAUCGCCGCCGCCGAGGAGAUCUUCCGCAAGGACACGGACACCAACAAGUCGAUCGGCGCCCACGGCGCCGCGUGGCUGCUGGCCAACGCCCCGGCCAAGUCGGCCGAGGGCAAGGUGGCCGUGCUGACGCAUUGCAACACGGGCUCGCUGGCGACGUCGGGCCACGGCACGGCGCUGGGCAUCAUCCGCUCGCUGCACGAGGCCGGCCAGCUGGCGCACGCCUUCUGCACCGAGACGCGGCCGUACAACCAGGGCAGCCGGCUGACGGCCUUUGAGCUCGUCUUCGAGAAGAUCCCCUCGACGCUGAUCACGGACUCGAUGGCCGGCGCCCUGUUCAACACCCGCCGGGAGCGGGACCACAUCGCCGCCGUCAUCGUCGGCGCCGACCGGGUCGUGCGCAACGGAGACACGGCCAACAAGAUCGGCACCUAUGCCCUGUCGGUCUUGGCACGCCACCACGGCGUCAAGUUCAUCGUCGCCGCGCCCACGACGUCGAUCGACCUGAGGACCGAGACCGGCGCCGGCAUCAAGAUCGAGGAGCGCAAGCCCGAGGAGCUGACCCAGAUCAGCGGCGCCGUCGUCGGGAAGGACGGCAAGGUGGACACCAGCAGGACGGAGCGCGUUGCCAUUGCCGACCAGACCGUCGGGGUGUGGAACCCAGCCUUUGACGUGACGCCAGCAGAGCUCAUUGAUGCCGUCGUUACAGAGAAGGGAGUUGUCACCAAGGGCGCGGAUGGCAAAUUUGACUUUAGAGACAUCAUGCCCGAGAGGUGGGCCGAUGUCGUCGGUCAAUGA